Molecule: messenger RNA, 1929 nt
Organism: Limulus polyphemus (Atlantic horseshoe crab)
Lineage: Eukaryota; Metazoa; Arthropoda; Merostomata; Xiphosura; Limulidae
Exons: 2
Coding region: 206-1411 (401 amino acids)
Cellular component (GO): nucleus
Molecular function (GO): transcription regulator activity
Source: RefSeq, a predicted model, not a curated record
CCCACGCCAUUUCCUCCCCAUUUGCAGGCUGAGAGGAAGUUUCAAGUAUUCAUAGUUCAGUGUGAGUUUACCAGUGUUUCAGCUAGGCGAAAGAAAUGUUCGCCAUAUUUUGAUUACAGUGUUAAGUGUGCUCCUUCCGAAGUCGCGGCUGCCGGACACUUGUUUUACGACAACGAACUGUAGGCUAUAGCCAGUUGCUGAUGGCAUGGGUUUAGAUGUCCAGUCCAACUGUUGCUUUAAUUUGUACAAGGUAACUCAGACAAUCAAUGUAGAUGCGGACGACAUGUUGUGUGAUUCAAGAGCUCGAGGUAUUAAACGGAAAUAUGGUGACGACAAAGAGUGUGAAUUACCUUCUUCGCUCUACUUAACCCAGCGUCAGGAGGUGUUCAGUAUCAGUUUGUGUAAACGAAACAAACUCUUGCAUACUCUAAGUCUGAGACAAUCCGUUCUCAUCUGUAACACUCUACGGAAAAUCCAAAGAGAAUUUGAUCAGGAAGGAAUAGAAAUUAACUGUGCUUCUAAUGGACAUUUUAUUAUGUCCUCUGUAAACCCACAGAUCAUGACUCUUGACCCACCACCGAUUCCAAGCCAAACCAAAUUAGGAUGUUGCCCACAGAAAUUUUCAGAGAACACUGACUAUCAUGAGAUAGAACCAAACCUUCUUCAAACAUGCCCCACUGAUACGUCGCAGCCAAAAGCGUAUUCAGUUAAUAGCUACUCCUUGAAAUCUACUUUAUUAACUGCAUAUCAAAAUAAACCGCCGUCACAGGCAGAGGAGCAGCUUACUAGGAAGCUGCAUGAUAGCUCUUUAGUGAACAGCUCCUUGCCCAAGACCUGCACAACAACAACAACAGUGGAAAUCGUACAGAGGCAGAAUGGUAAUACAUCCGCUGAAGAGUGUGACAGAUAUCUGACGGAGUUCGAUACGCCCUCUGGAAGGAUAACGCCUUUUGUAAAGACAUUACAUAGUUCUAGUGCAGUUUGGAAUGAUGACAAUGACGGACUAAGGAGUUUGAACUGGAGCUCAGUACUUAAUUGUAAUUCCUCAUCAACUAGUGCUGCCAUUAGUACUUUAACAACGGAAGAAGAACUUGGUGACGAUUGCCGAUGCGUACACAGUUCUGCAUCAAGCGAAUCAUCUGGAGUAUUCGAAACGUCCUUACACACACUUCUACCUGCCACUUGUAGCCCCACGUCAGAAUUAAGUUUAAAUUUCUCUCAUCUAACUUUGCCCUCAUGUUCCAGUCCAGACUCUAAUUCUGGAAGUACUUCCAGCUCUAACUCAGGGUAUGAAAUAUUUGGUGAUAUAGACAUGUCACUUUACGACUUUGAUCUUUACUCACCUUUGUCCACCCCGAAUGUAAAACUGGCCCCGGUUAGUGCGGAAGAGCUUAUGACGUCACUUACAUAAAAUGGUCAGUCAGGUAUAGUGGCUGACUUGAGAGAAAAGAGAAAUGAAGACGGAAACUCCAGUGGUCUCAUAAUGUUUGAAAGACAGGAUAGUCACUUGCAUCGAAUCUUUUUUUUUAAUCACCUUUUCAGUGUAGUGCGUGUAGCCUUUCUGAACACAUGAAUCUUUUUCAUUUCAAAAGCUGUGUUAAUGAAUACAAAUAAUAGUUUUUACUGGUUAGCUGCGGUUAAUUAACAGAAAGCAAGAAUUACAUUGUAAAUUAACUUGUUUUUUAACUUAGAUGUUACAAAAAUUCAAAAGAAAGUUCCUCGUGUCACAAAUUCAACUGUAAAAAUAUAUCUUUGUACUAAAAACGAAUGCUUUAUUCUCUCGAUGUCGUGCAAAACACUGGUUUACUUGUAUUCAUAAUUAAAUCAUGAGCCUUGGAUUAAUAUAGGGACCAAAUCUGAAACUCCCAGGUGGCUCAGCGGAAAGCCUCGAAAAAUAGGUUUCGAUACUCGUGGUGAGCAGAGCGCAAA